This is a messenger RNA of Chaetomium globosum CBS 148.51, 5313 nucleotides long. RefSeq lists its product as uncharacterized. Gene Ontology annotation, molecular function: transcription corepressor activity. Bases 1 to 5313 code for a protein of 1770 amino acids. Gene Ontology annotation, cellular component: Sin3-type complex; chromatin. Gene Ontology annotation, biological process: negative regulation of transcription by RNA polymerase II. NCBI's taxonomy places the organism in Eukaryota, Fungi, Ascomycota, Sordariomycetes, Sordariales, Chaetomiaceae. The record is from RefSeq and is a predicted model, not a curated record. The transcript has 10 exons.
AUGCGAUCGUCCAUUCUACCUUUCGCUUUUCUGAGUGCUACCGUUUCGGCUCAGCUUCUUGUACCCCUCAUAAGGAACCCCUCGACACCACAACCCUUUGAUCGCGAACAAGCGCCUCUCAUGGACCCCGCUGGCCCCGGGCCUGCAAUGCCCCCGUCGGGGCCCUCUCCUGCUGAACCACCGACAGGUGCCGGGGGAGGCGUUGUUUUGUCCGAUGUGAUGAGCCGGGAUAGGAGCAUCAAUCUAUUCGCAGGGUUCGUACGAGACAUCGAAUCCGCCGCGCGCCGCUUAGAAGACAACUCCCACAACACAACAGUGCUCGCCCCACUCAACUCGGCGGUCGAGAAGCUCCCUCGGAAACCGUGGGAGGACCCUCGAGAAUACGGCGCGCUCGGUCCGAACGCAUACGAGGGCGGAGAAGGCCACGAGAGAGCUCAGCGCAACCUGCGACGGUUCGUGGAGGCGCACCUAGUACCUGCGAGCCCCUGGAAAGAAGGCGAGAAGGUCAAAACAAUUGGGGGUAAUCAGGAGAUAUGGUGGGAAGAAAAGGACGGAAUACGUCUGAUUCAGCCGGGUUCGAUCAAGAUCGUUGGUGUCGCAGGGAAUGUUGAAAACGGCCAAGUGCACUUCCUAACGUGUGAGAAGCAGGGCAAAUCCCCAGUGCCGCAUCCAGUGUACGCAGCGACUGCACACCAAAACCCGAGAUUACGGCUAGCAGUGAUCAUGAAGACGCAGGCAAAGAGGUUAUGGGGAGGACACGGAAGUCAAACGAAGGCCAUGGACGGACGUGGGCUCGACCAACGGAGUUGUCUUAUUACUGCGUUACCGGCAGCAUUGCGUUUCCGACAAGGCUUCGCGCAGCCCGACAUUAUGAAUAGCCAGCCGCUGCACGCCGGUAGCGGCUUCGACCGCGACCGUGACCUCGACGAGCAACGCCAUCGCGCUCACCACCAAGACGAUCUUGCUAGACGCGAGAGAGAGCGCGAGCGCGACAGAGAAGAAGCUGAGCGCCACCAUCGCGAACCGUACCCGCCUGCCACCGCCUCCGCCGGCCCCCACCACAGCACUGCUGGCUCGUUGCCUAUCCACCAACCCGUCGCAUCUAGGAUCUCAAACUCAAUCACCGGUCCCGGUGGUCUCCUCGCGAACCACGGAAGCUCGGCUCCAUCGCUGCCCAUCAGUGGUCCGUCUGCGCCCGGCCCUAGCUUCAGCGGGACGCUGCACAACGAAGCCGGCCGGCCUCCGCAACAAGGCGCCCAGCCAGCCGCAGGGGGCGCUCAACACCAGAUCUUCGCUCCGAUGACCCAUGCGCCAGGCGGUUCCAACGGUUCUACCAAUUCCCUUGGUGGCCCAGGCGGGCCCGGCGCCAUAUUCGGGGGUCCCCUCCAGCAGGAGAAUGGCCGGGGAAUGCCGCAGGACGGCGCCAGGGCCAUGCAGCAGUUGCCUUUCGGGUCCAGCAUGGGGCCCGGGCAUGCUGCUCCAUCAGGACCUGGCGGUAUGCCCCAAGGGCAGCAGCCGAUACUGAACGAUGCGUUGAGUUAUCUUGACCAAGUGAAAGUCCAGUUCCACGAACAACCGGACGUUUACAACAGGUUUCUUGAUAUCAUGAAAGACUUUAAAAGUCAAACCAUCGACACACCCGGUGUGAUCAGCAGGGUGUCCGAACUCUUUGCUGGGCAUCCUAACUUGAUCCAAGGCUUCAACACCUUCCUGCCCCCAGGAUAUCGCAUCGAAUGUGGCUUGGAGAACAACCCGAACAGCAUCCGCGUCACAACGCCCUCGGGUUCUACGAUCCACUCGAUCGGCGCGGGACGAGCGACCCAACACGAAACAGCACAGCCAGGAGGAGGGCCACCACAAGGGUUCUUGAACUCAAGAUCGGGAUGGCAGCCACCUUUAUCACAUGGUGCAGAUAGCCCGGAAGCAACGUUUAGUGUGCCAGCGCAGAACGGCCCUUCCGGUUUCCCGGGGUCGAACCAGGGUGUCCCGUUUGACAGCGCCAGCCCGAUUCAACAGAGGUCGGUCCCCGCCACCCAAAACGGCACUCCGAUGAACCAGGUUCCCGUUCCGCGAACCGCGCAGACGCCCACUCCCACUGCCGGGCCCCCCAGUGCAAACGGCAGCACUGCCCAGCAAGCCAGUUUGGAGAAGCGCGGCCCUGUCGAGUUCAACCACGCCAUUAGCUAUGUCAACAAGAUAAAGAAUCGUUUCCAGGAUAAACCCGAAAUCUACAAGCAGUUCCUGGAAAUUCUCCAGACGUACCAACGCGAACAAAAACCGAUCCAGGACGUCUACUCGCAGGUGACGAGCCUUUUCCACACGGCCCCCGACCUUCUCGAAGACUUCAAACAAUUUCUCCCCGAAUCUGCCGCCCAGACCCGAUCGGCUGGCCAACGUGCCGAGGAGAGCAUGGCAAUACCGGUGUCUACACCCACACCACAGCCGGGACAUGCUGCUCGCGACGGCCCGAAGAUGCCUCCGGUCGGCAACUUUGCGCCGCCCGCCAGCGCCAGCAAAGAAAACAAAAAACGUCGGCCCGACAAAACAGUCUCUGGUGGCCCCUCCAGCUCUGCUGAGCUGACACAAAUGUCGGGCAUGCGUGGGACACUUCCGCCUGCCCCGGCCAACAAGCGGGCGAAGCUAUCCCACAAGCCCAAUGCUGCCGAGACGGCCUUCAUCGAGCCCACAUUGACCCCCGUCCUACCCGAGCCCCUGGCGCCCACACCGCUCGCAGUGUCGACCCAGGAGGACCUGGCAUUCUUCGAGAAGGUGAAGAAGCACAUCGGCAACCGGACAGCGACGACGGAAUUCCUUAAACUGCUGAACCUUUGGACCCAGAAUUUGAUUACCACAGAGGUCUUGAUCUACAAAGCCAACCAAUUCAUGGGCGGCAACCCUGAACUGCUCGGUGCCUUGAAGGCCAUGCUCGGCCAAGGCGCCGCCGAUGAGGCAAUCGAGAACCGUCCAGAGCCACCUACGGGCCGGGUUUCCCUCAGCAAUUGCCGUGGGUUCGGCCCCAGCUACCGGUUGCUACCAAAGCGGGAACGCCUGAAGCCAUGCUCCGGCAGGGACGAACUUUGCCAGUCGGUUCUCAACGACGAAUGGGCGUCGCAUCCGACGUGGGCCUCGGAAGAUUCUGGCUUCGUCGCCCAUCGCAAAAAUGCUUACGAGGAAAGCCUCCACCGUAUCGAGGAAGAGCGACACGAUUACGAUUUCUUCAUCGAGGCGAACCAGAAAUGCAUACAGCUUCUGGAGCCGAUCGCACAGCAGAUGCUAUCGCUGCCUACCUCGGAGAGGCCCAAUUUCAAGAUGCCGGCCGGCCUCGGCGGACAGAGCACGUCAAUCUACAAGAGGGUUCUGAAGAAGAUUUACGGUGCCGAAAAGGGUUGUGACGUGGCCAAUGAUAUGUUCAAGUACCCCUUUACGGUGGUGCCCGUCGUCAUGGCGCGUUUGAAGCAGAAGGACGAGGAAUGGCGGUUUACUCAGCGAGAAUGGGAGAAGGUUUGGCAGAGCCAAACCGAGUUGAUGCACCUUAAGAGUCUGGACCACAUGGGAAUUCAAGUCAAGACCAAUGACAAGCGCAGCCUGUCGGCAAAGCACCUCGUCGAUAUGAUCAAAACGAAGCACGAGGAGCAGCGCCGCAUCCGGGUCGGCAAGGGCAAGACUCCUCGCUACCAGUUCUCGCAUCAGUUCUCGGAUGAGGAACUCGUCCUGGAUUUGCUCCGCUUCAUGGUCAUCUUUGCCAACGUCGGUGGCCAACAUAACACGCAGGAACGGAGGCGGAUCGUGGAGUUCUUCGAGUCAUUCAUCCCUCAGUUCUUCGACCUUGCCGAGGACAAGGUCUCGGAGAAGCUGGCGGACAUUGACCAAGACUCGGCCGAGGAGGACGAGGACGACACGGCCCCUAUGGAGCUCACCAACGGCCGCAGCCGUCGCAAUGGCAAAAAGUCGGAUCUUCUCCGCGGCGUCUUGGACCCGAGCCGCAAUGGCAGCCGCAGCCGUGGCCAGAAAGAGGACAGUGCGGCAUCUGGCAGCAAGGAGACCACACCCGACGUGGGAUCGGCCAACGAGGAAGAGAUGCCGGACGCGCCGGAGGACUCAUCGGUCCCGGAGGUAUCGAAUGGCCGCUGGUUGCCUACGGUCCCCGGCCCCAUCAUUGUGGAGAAGGGCAAGGGCGGCAGAGGAUCCGACCUCGUCGACGUGGAUGGCGAGCUCAAGGCGGAUGCGCCGUUCCCGCGGGCGUGGUACAACUUCUACUGCAACCAGAACAUUUACGUCUUCUUCACCGUCUUCCAGACUCUGUUCAAACGGCUCGAAGACGUCAAGCUGAGCAAGGAUAGCGUCAUUGAAGAGAUCAGGCGCGAAAACGCAGAGAAGCCGGCUAAGACGCUCGGCCUCGUCCACGAGGGCCUGCACUACUUCGACAGCGAGGAUCCCGCGACCUUCUGGCCCAAGACAAGGGAGCUGAUUGAAGAUUUUGUUACGGGCGAGAUUGACGAGAAUCGGUUCCAGGAGGUGCUGCGGCAUUAUUACCUUCGUAAGGGAUGGAAGUUGUACACGAUCCAGGAACUACUCAAAACACUGUGCCGCAUCGCGCUGAGCUGCAACAACCCUGAUGCCAAGGGCGAGAAGACCAAGGAGCUUGUAAAGGCGUAUCUGGACAGUCGUCAGCAGACUGAGACAAGCUUCCAGAACGAGAUCAGCGCCCGCAAGUUCGCCGAGAAGUGCAUCAAGGAUGGCGAGAUGUUUGUGAUUUCAUGGUACCCUGCCAAGAAAGAGUCGACGGUCCGGUGGCUGCAAAAGGACGAGACGACCUUCUACAUGGACGAGAUGGAGCGGGUCCAGCAGUGGCAGUACUACAUCUCGUCGUACAUGCGGGUGGAGCACACCGAGGGCGUUGUCCGGUCGCGUCUGCAAAAAGUGCUCUUGGAGCGCAACCUGCCGUCGGACGCUGCUCGAGACUCGUCGGACGAUGACUACAUGAACAAGCCGCUGGUCAUCCAGGAGAGUCUGGUGGUUAGGAUCUGCCUGAACUCGUCCAAGAUGGUCUUUGAGAAGGGCACGGGCGACUCCCUCGUCUAUGCCCCCAGCCAGCCCGCUACGGCCGAGGUGGCCAAGGAGGUCAAAGACAAGGAAUCGUUCCGGCGGGAAAUCCUCGGCGAGAAGCUCAAGGAGAAGAUGGUGACGAAUAAUGCGUGGAUGAAGGGGCUGAGCCACGAGGACGUCCAGAAAGUCAACAACGAGUUCCAGAAGUGGAAAGAGACGGAGUUGCCGGAACAGGACGACGCAGCCGAUAUUACAAUGGAGGGAUAA